Molecule: messenger RNA, 1983 nt
Organism: Panonychus citri (citrus red mite)
Lineage: Eukaryota; Metazoa; Arthropoda; Arachnida; Trombidiformes; Tetranychidae
Gene: mnb
Product: serine/threonine-protein kinase minibrain-like
Exons: 1
Coding region: 187-1731 (514 amino acids)
Biological process (GO): protein autophosphorylation; peptidyl-threonine phosphorylation; positive regulation of DNA-templated transcription
Cellular component (GO): nucleus
Molecular function (GO): ATP binding; transcription coactivator activity; protein serine/threonine kinase activity
Source: RefSeq, a predicted model, not a curated record
UACUUUUUUUUUACUUUCUUUUGAAAACUGAAAAAAUCUCUAUUUAUUUUUUUUUCUUCAUCUUCAAUAAUAUCUAAGUUAAUAUAUUUUUUUCUUUGGUGUUUUAUUACCAUAUUUUUAAUGUUUUCAAUUUUUCAGUUAAUUAGUUAACCAGUAAAUCAUAAUCAACUAUUAACAGUCACCGGCAUGUAUGGUAGACUUGUUACUCAGGAUCAAUUAGUUGCCCUUGCUGCUGCUUCAUCUACAGCCAAUUCUGGACAAUCUGUUGGUUCUGUUGUUGUUGGUGUUAAUGUUACUGGUGGAGGUGGUGGCGGUGGUGGUGGUGUAGGAGGUGUAGGAGUUGGUGGUAUAAAUAAUGGUAGUGGAACUGUUGUAAAUUGUAAUGAUGUAAUUGUUUCCUCACUUUCCAAUCACUCAUCUAAAUUGUUAAACUUAAAACUCCGUGAUCCAGCAUCAGCACCUUUACGUAAGCUUAGUGUGGACCUGAUAAAAACAUAUAAAAGGAUAAACGAGAUGUAUUAUGCUAAAAAGAAACGACGUGCUCAACAAAAUCAAGGUGAAGAUGAUAAUACAACCCAUAAAAAGGAGAGAAAACUACACAAUGAUGGACAUGAUGAUGAAAAUCAUGAUUAUAUUGUUAGACCAGGUGAAAGAUUUUCCGAUAGGUAUGAGAUUGAUUCUCUAAUUAACAAAGGAUCAUUUGGACAAGUAGUCAAAGCCUAUGAUAUCAAAGAAAAAUGCCAUGUUGCCAUUAAGAUAAUUAAGAAUAAGAAACCGUUUCUCAAUCAGGCACAAAUUGAGGUAAAACUGUUGGAUAUGAUGAAUAACUUUGAUGCAAAUGGAUCAAUAUAUUCAGCCGGUAAAGAGAAGAUUGUUCAAUUAAAGGGACACUUUAUGUGGCGUAAUCAUCUUUGCCUAGUCUUUGAAUUGUUAUCUUACAAUUUAUAUGAUCUUCUAAGGAAUACCAAUUUUCGCGGUGUUUCUCUUAAUCUAACCCGUAAAUUUGCUCAGCAAAUCUGUACAGCAUUGAUGUUCCUCACCCAUCCUGAAGUAUCUGUUAUUCAUUGUGAUCUAAAACCAGAGAAUAUACUUCUCUGUAGCCCCAAGCGUAGUGCCAUCAAAAUAGUUGAUUUUGGAAGCUCCUGUCAACUGGGCAAUAGGAUUUAUCAAUAUAUUCAAAGCCGGUUUUACCGAUCACCUGAAGUUUUACUUGGUAUUGGUUAUGACAUGGCAAUAGAUAUGUGGUCGCUUGGUUGUAUAUUGAUAGAGAUGCACACAGGAGAACCUCUUUUCAGUGGUGCAAAUGAAUUUGACCAGAUAAAUAAAAUUGUCGAAGUACUUGGUUUACCACCUAAAUAUCUUCUUGACCAAACAGCAAAAUCAACCAAAUUUUUCGAUAAAACUUCUGAUGGAGGAGAGUAUACACUCAAGCUAACACAGGAAGGUAAAAAGUAUAUGCCUCCUGGCUCAAGGAAACUCCAUGACAUUUUGGGAGUAGAAACCGGUGGUCCUGGUGGACGACGUUUAGGUGAACCUGGUCAUUCAGUGUCCGAUUAUUUAAAAUUUAAAGAUCUCAUUUUAAGGAUGCUAGAUUAUAAUCCGAAAAAUCGUCUAACACCUCACCUUGCGCUUCAGCACAGUUUUUUUCGUCGUACCAAUGAUGGAAGCACCAAUACCAAUACCAGUCACAGUAUAAGUCCGCUAACAGAUCAAUCAUUAUUUUCUCAUUGAGUUUUGUUCUUUUUAAAAAAAUUUUCUUCUCUUUUUUCUUGGUGAUUGGUGGUGUUAAUGUGAUAAACUGUGAUUUCUUUUGGUGUUAAUAACCUGAAAGAUCACGAAAAAGAAUUUAGAGACAAAACGAGAGGAGAAGGAGACACAAUUGGAGAGAUAAAGAUUGAAAAUUGAGAAAAGUGAAGGAGUGAAAAAGUGAUAGAGAGAAAAAGAGAGAGAAAGAGAGAAAGGUAAAGGUAAAGGUAAAAAUAA